AUGGAUCAUCCUACACCCUCAGCAGGGCCAGAGCAUGAAAUUUUCACAGAAUGGGCAAAAUCUCAAGGCAUUGAAAUCAACGGUGUGGCACCGACAAAGUUCCCUGGCCAAGGUGUUGGGCUCUCGGCUCAAAGAAAUAUUCAUGCUGGUGAAAUAAUUGUCAGAAUUCCAGUGCGGGCAAUGCUGACAAUUGAGAGCGUUCCGUCGGCAUUUCGUGAAAAAUUCCCUGACGAUAUUCCCCUUCAAGGGUUGCUGGCAGCAUAUCUCUGCUGCACAGAAGAAAGCAGGGAGAAAUAUGCUCUCUGGCGUGCUGUAUGGCCUUCACAGCAAGAUUUCGAGGAGUCUCUGCCCAUUCUCUGGCCACAACAUCUCAGAACUAGGGACUCGAAAGCAUCCAAUUCUACUCUGUCAUGUUCAUUCCUUCCUCCAUCCAUCUCAGGUUCAUGGAAUACGAUAACUAAAAAAUCCAUACGGUGUGAAUAUACGUUGGAGAAUCAAGACAUCCUACCGCAACAAGAGAAGCGCCUUGAAAUGGCGUAUCAGAUUGUUAAGCGAGUCUUCCAGGAUCUCGACAAGGAGCUCUUCACGUAUUACUGGUUGAUUGUGAAUACGAGGUCGUUCUAUCAUGUUCCCCCCGGUGUUCCAGUUCCCGAGGACCACAAUAAUGCCAUGGCCCUGUGCCCCUUUGGGGAUUAUUUUAACCACGUGGAUGACGGUGGGUGUAAAGUUACCUGUGAUGACUACCAGUAUAUCUUUAAAACAUGCAAGUCCUACGAAAAGGGAGAGGAAAUCUUCUCUUCAUACGGAAAUCACACAAGUGAUAUCCUUUUCACUGACUAUGGCUUCGUCCCCACAGAUAAUAAAUGGGACGCCUUGUUCUUAGACGAUAUAAUUCUUAAAGACCUCGCAUCCAAGGAUAUCAAUGAUCUCAACAGUGCUAGGUACCUGGGAAACUACCAAAUAACGACCACCGGUCCAUGCUUUCGAACUGAAGUCGCAGCAUGCAAGGGGUAUAUGGAUCACAAAGAUUGGAAUAACCUAAUCCUUGGAUAUCCACCAGCAAGCUUUGAUCAGAGGAAGACGAAUGCAAUUAUUGCAAGAUGGAUACGAGAAUACCUCAAUGAAGCGGAGGUGGUGAUCUCGAAGUUAAGAGAGUUGCAAGGAAGUAGGGACAAUCGUGGUGGUCGACGACUUGAAGUCCUCGUCACGAGGUGGAGGCAGAUAGAAGAGCUAUGCAAGAGGGCUCUGAGGGCUGUUGAUUAG
Molecule: messenger RNA, 1263 nt
Organism: Paracoccidioides brasiliensis Pb18
Exons: 6
Coding region: 1-1263 (420 amino acids)
Biological process (GO): peptidyl-lysine monomethylation
Molecular function (GO): protein-lysine N-methyltransferase activity; protein binding
Source: RefSeq, a predicted model, not a curated record